ACAUAUCGAAACUUGUCUCUUUCAGAUAUCAGGAAUCAGUCGAAGAAAAGAAAUAAAGUUGUGCGGUUACGCAGAUUAUACGACAAAUUAUUGCACCAAGCCAAUUGAAAAGAACAGAAUCUCAAUUAAUAGUGAAUCGAUAGAGAGAAACCGGAACAGUCUUUAGAGGGCGAUCCGUGCGACAAACGUUAGAAAAAGGGAGAAGCAUUGAAAAGUGUAUAAGGGUAUUUUAUCGACGUAAUAUCUGCGAACAGAACUUCUGUCUGAAGAUGGAUAUGACAGAUCUCGACGAGAUCUUCGGACUUAAUAAUUAUAAAUGGAGCAAUUACUACUACCAAAGCAGCGAUUUGGAAGAUGUGUUAAGCGAACUACGAUGUCUUCUACCUAACGAACAAGAAGGAAGCAAUGUUAUGCAGCCGGGACCGUCUUCCGUGAAUGAUCCGUGCGGCGAACCUCCCAUCAAGGGGAGUAACACUAACAAAUACAAUAAAAUUCCAAAACAAUGCGACAGAAGACAUGGGUUGAUAGAUCAUUGCGAGAAGGACCAACGUCGCAUUUACAAAUGUAAACAAUGCGACUACGGUACCAACCGUAAGAAUAACUUGAAAAGACACGAGGAAACACACAUAAGAAAACGUCCGACCUAUAGCGGCGGCUACAUGUGUACUGAGCCGGGCUGUAACAAGAUAUAUAAGAAUAAGUAUAGUUUAAUGAUUCACAUGACAUAUAAUCAUAAUAAUAACAAGAUGGAAAGCAAUAAUAUGGAGCCGGAACCGUCCGCAGAGAGUAAUCUAUACGGCAGAAAGCUAAAUGAAAAGUACAAAGUUUCUAGACAAUGCAGAGUCUGUGGUCAAAUUUUCUGUAAUAAGAAAAUGUUAAUAGAUCACUCAAUGAAGGUUCACCAAUGUUGCGUUCACAUAUGUGAAGACGAAACAUGUAAUUACGAAACGAACGUACUGCAAAACAUGCGAAAGCACUUUGUAGCAAAGCACAUGAAUAAUAAAAACUAA
Molecule: messenger RNA, 1010 nt
Organism: Harpegnathos saltator (Jerdon's jumping ant)
Lineage: Eukaryota; Metazoa; Arthropoda; Insecta; Hymenoptera; Formicidae
Product: zinc finger protein 671
Exons: 2
Coding region: 270-1010 (246 amino acids)
Source: RefSeq, a predicted model, not a curated record